Molecule: messenger RNA, 780 nt
Organism: Arvicola amphibius (Eurasian water vole)
Lineage: Eukaryota; Metazoa; Chordata; Mammalia; Rodentia; Cricetidae
Gene: Dkk2
Product: dickkopf WNT signaling pathway inhibitor 2
Exons: 4
Coding region: 1-780 (259 amino acids)
Biological process (GO): negative regulation of canonical Wnt signaling pathway; multicellular organism development
Cellular component (GO): extracellular region
Molecular function (GO): co-receptor binding; receptor antagonist activity
Source: RefSeq, a predicted model, not a curated record
AUGGCCGCGCUGAUGUGGGGCAAGGAAUCAUCCCGAUGCCUACUCCUACUGGCCGCGGUGCUGAUGGUGGAGAGCUCCCAGCUUGGCAGCUCGCGGGCCAAACUCAACUCCAUCAAAUCCUCUCUGGGAGGGGAGACUCCUGCUCAGGCUGCCAAUCGAUCUGCGGGCAUGAACCAAGGACUGGCUUUCGGCGGCAGUAAGAAGGGCAAAAGCCUGGGGCAGGCCUACCCUUGCAGCAGUGAUAAGGAAUGUGAAGUUGGAAGAUACUGUCACAGUCCCCACCAAGGAUCGUCAGCCUGUAUGGUGUGUCGGAGGAAAAAGAAACGCUGCCAUCGAGACGGCAUGUGUUGCCCUGGUACCCGCUGCAAUAAUGGCAUUUGCAUCCCGGUCACUGAGAGCAUCCUGACCCCUCAUAUUCCAGCUCUGGAUGGCACUCGGCAUAGAGAGCGGAACCAUGGUCACUAUUCCAACCAUGACCUGGGAUGGCAGAAUCUAGGAAGGCCACACACCAAGAUGUCACAUAUAAAAGGACAUGAAGGUGACCCCUGUCUACGAUCAUCAGACUGCAUUGAUGGAUUUUGCUGUGCUCGCCACUUCUGGACCAAAAUCUGCAAACCAGUGCUCCAUCAGGGGGAAGUUUGUACCAAACAACGCAAGAAAGGUUCCCACGGGCUGGAGAUUUUCCAGAGGUGUGACUGUGCAAAGGGCCUGUCCUGCAAAGUUUGGAAAGAUGCUACCUACUCCUCCAAAGCCAGACUCCACGUGUGCCAGAAGAUCUGA